Molecule: messenger RNA, 2461 nt
Organism: Brienomyrus brachyistius
Lineage: Eukaryota; Metazoa; Chordata; Actinopteri; Osteoglossiformes; Mormyridae
Exons: 10
Coding region: 301-1017 (238 amino acids)
Source: RefSeq, a predicted model, not a curated record
GCACCACUUCACGUGUCAGACAAGACGCAAACAGUAGAGCGUUUCCGCCUCCUCUCUGCUUCACUUGCCUUUCACUUCCCCAUUUCUUGUUUGUUAAUCCCCCCCGUGAGUCGAGCUUUUCUCACAUCUGCACCCCUCAUCGGCCCCUCGGCUCCAUAUCCACAGUAUCCUUUCCGCGACCGUCCGUCUCCGCCGGCCCGCACUGAGCCCCCGUCUCAAAAGUCUGCAGAUGCUAAUAAAGACGCUCAGCUUAUAUUUUAAAAUCAGAACGUCACAGUGAAGGAUUAAAGAAACCGAACGAUGACAGGCGCGACUUCGGCCAGUCAGAAUCACAUGCAAAUAUCUACGAUGUCAGCAGGAAGCCCGGCGAUAAUGAAUCAGGGCUCUACAGAUUACUGGGCAAACUGGAUCCUGUACACGGUACCAGGUUCGGCCUUCCUGCUGGGCCUCGGUCUUUUCUUGCUGGUUCUGAAGACCCAACCUCGGCGGAGAGUGGAGGCGAACGAGAUCGGAUGUGACAGAGGAAAGCAAGCAAAACAGAGCUUGGAUGGCAUCAUCUCCUGCAGCUUGGACACUGGGGUGGCCCUCCAAAAAGCGAAGUCAGCGGAGACACUGAGUUACGAGAACGUAGAAACGGGCAUCUACGAAAGUCAGGAUGCCCUUACUCAGUUCAACGUGGACGACCAGGAAGUUUACAUCCUUCCAGAUGAAAUCCACAAUGGAACACAAGGGAACUUCAAUACCCAUCAUGCAGCUCAGCCCCUGACCGAAUCCGACUCCUACGAAAACAUGGUGUGCUCAUUGUACGCAAGAACUAUCAAGGAGCAGCCUUUCGAGGGAAAUAACGAAGAUGCGGAGUCGUACAUAGACAUGGACCCACAACAGGAAAUGCACCCAGACUUCUGCUCCAAGGAAGAAGAUUCGUAUGAGAAAAUGGCGAGCGUCGAAAUACCAGAUGUGGCAGAGGGAGUGUGGCACCAGGACCAAGGAAGCGGCAACUUCAGAGGACACGUGUGAGCGUGUGAUGUGGUGCCCAAUAAGAUGUGCAAAAUAAACUGCACAAAAGUGACAGACAGAGAUGUCCAAGGAGAAGGCAGAGAGACAGCCAUUGAUCAAUCUACAUCUAUUCCUGUUGAGUAGUUUUGUACUGUUUUACCAAAACAUAACCCAGAGUCGAGCGCUCAACCAGGUCUAGGCACGAUUUUUUGUGUAAAUAUUUUUUAAUGAGGAACAAAAAAAUACUACGGCAAACUAUAUCUAUCUACAGGUGUCAUACAGCUGCCAUUUAUAUGUCAUUCAUAAAUGUCCAUUUCCCCAGAUACCGCGUGAACAGCUGGAAAGGACAAUAUGGCCAAACCUCGUCACAUUCCCGUUACACGUGGUCACCGGGAAACAUUUCCCUAAAUCUGCACGUUAUCAGAUAUACAGUAUUACUCAAACUUCUGCAUAGAAAUCUGGUUUCUGGUUGUAGAGUGCUGGUCCUCGUGACCACAAGGGGUCAGUAUUCCCUAGAUCAGUGUUUCCUAACCCGAUCCACAGGGCUCCCCAGACAAUCCAUGUUUUUGCUCCCUCCCAGCUCCCUGCUAGACAGUCCUAGGGAGCCGGGAGGGGGCAAAAACAUGGACUGUCUGGGAAUCCCUGUGGAUCGGGUUAUGAAACACUGAUCUAGGGAUUACUGACCCCCCUGUGGUGCUGUCUGUCUGGCCACCGAGCUUGACGAUCACCCCCACUGCACAGUGGCACCUGCCCUCAUCUCCAGCUGGACUCAUUUUAGCCUCGAUUCGGCGCCGGUUCAUCCCCAGUUCAGCCGGUCCUCAUCCUCCGUGGUCAGCAUCUCAGUCACCAGGCCAGCACCGUCUUCCCACAACCUCUCACCCUAAACCUAUGGCCAUUCUCCAGAACCUUUACUAUCACCAACCCAUGCUGACUCCUCUUGCUCACAGCACGCAAGUAACUCAGGGAGAUCCAGGCCACGCUAAGCCAGCUGACAUUUCUAUCACUGACGCAUCAGGUACGAAGUGCCAAGUACCCCACUCUUAUAGCGCCUUGUGUUAUAUCACGUGUGUGUGUGUAAAAAUCCAAUUGUAAUUAGCUAUAUUUGCAAUUGUAAUUUUAAUUUGUAAUAAAAAAAAAUUCAAUUCAAUUAAGGGACAAGCUAAUUUAAAUAAGUGUAAAUUCAGUUGGGAUUCCUUCUAUUUUUCUCUCAAUCAACAUCAAAGCCGCUUUGAUGAUCUGGAACCCGGAUGGUGCAUUUCGCCAAAUAGCCGCUGAAAUCAGCCGAGGAUCUCUGCUGUACUGCAUCACAUCACUGUUUCUGACUGCAGUGUGACACACGGGUCUGUUUGUCCUUGUUUGGUCGGCAUGACAACUGGAAAGAAAAGUCCGGUGACAUAAAUACAGAUAAAUAGCACCCCCCCCCCCCACUCUGUUCCCACUGAUGCUCGUUUUAGUGCCGUAAGAG